This is a messenger RNA of Cotesia congregata, 660 nucleotides long. Lineage: Eukaryota; Metazoa; Arthropoda; Insecta; Hymenoptera; Braconidae. The record is from the annotation of a GenBank genome assembly.
UACACAAUGAACACGAUUUUUAUAGCAAUAUUGGUAAGCGCAAUAUCACUAAGCAGUGCUAUAGAUAAUCCAGAAUCAUCGAAACUUAUAUCGGAGAGUAAACCAUCGGCGGGAACGAAAGAUCUCGAGACGUCUGCCAGUGAUAGAUUUUUCCUGGGAGCCAAAGAUUACUCUACCUAUGGUAGUGCUUACAAUUACGGAAGUUACCCCGGUUCUUACUACAAUAACUACAAUGGUUACUAUCCAUCAUCAAACUCAGUAUAUCGUGGGUAUCAAUCAGGUUUGAGCGGGAUACUCGGAACUAGAUAUAAUGGAUACGGUGGUGGAUAUGGAUACGGCAAUGGAUACGGGUAUGGUAAUUAUGGUUUAGGAGGAUCAGUAUACAAUGGAUAUGCCAACGGUGUUGGUUACGGUACUGGACUAGGUGGAAUUGGAGUUGGAUAUGACGAUAGCCUAAAUGGUCGAGGUUACAAUCGUUGGAACAUUAUUGACGGGAAUAAUGGUGGCUAUUACAGUGGUGGAUACGCCAAUCGUCCGAACGAUUACCUAGGAUACUCAGGAAACUCAGGAUAUGGCUUAGGAUCUGGCAAUUAUCCCUAUCGUGGAAUCGGUUCUUAUUCUUACAACAGUUAUCCUUCAGGCUACCGAGGGUACUCGUAA